Brachypodium distachyon (stiff brome) is the source of this 2064-nucleotide messenger RNA. RefSeq names its product pentatricopeptide repeat-containing protein At2g13600. Gene Ontology annotation, molecular function: protein binding; RNA binding. Lineage: Eukaryota; Viridiplantae; Streptophyta; Magnoliopsida; Poales; Poaceae. Gene Ontology annotation, biological process: RNA modification. The transcript has a single exon. Bases 1 to 2064 code for a protein of 687 amino acids. The record is from RefSeq and is a predicted model, not a curated record.
AUGCGGCUCACGGCUCUGCUCAGCAGCGGAGACACGGCUGCCGCCCGCAGGCUGUUCGACGGAAUGCGGCGCCGGACUGUGGUCACCUGGAACGCCAUGGUCGCUGGUCAUGCUAGGUGCGGGAGUUUCCUCGACGCACUCGAUCUAGCUGCGCGCAUGCACCGCUCAGGGGUGAGCCCCAGUGAGGCCACCUUUGCUUCGGUGCUCGGCGCCUGUGCUCGCGGGCGUCGUCUUUGCGUUGGGGCACAGGUGCACUGCCAGGUGGUAAAGUCCGGCUCUGAGAACUUUGAGGUCGUUGGGGCGUCUCUUCUGGACUUCUACUCGUCGUGCUUUGAUCUUAGUGCGGCACACAUGCUCUUUGAUACCCUUCAUCCAAGGAAUGAGCGGCUGUGGAGCCCGAUGGUCGUUGCGCUUGUGAGGUUCAACCUGCUGAGUGACGCCUUGGAUCUUCUUGACCGGAUGCCUGCACCUCGUGACGUGUUUGCAUGGACUGCUGUUAUAUCGGGCUAUGCCCGAGGUGCGAGUGACUGUUGUCGGAAGGCGAUUGGGUUGUUUGUACGGAUGUUGGCCGAUCAUGGCGUGAUGCCGAAUGAAUUCACUUUUGACAGUGUUUUGAGGGCUUGUGUGAAGAUGGGAGCAUUGGAUUUUGGGAGAUCGGUUCAUGGCUGUUUGCUUCGAAGUGGGUUUGAUACUGAUAAGUUAAUCACUAGUGCUCUUGUGGAUCUUUACUGCAGUUCUGAUGCUGUUGCUGAUGCCUUGCUGGUUUACAAUGACCUGGAAAUGCCGUCCUUGAUCACAUCCAAUGCAUUGAUUGGGGGGCUUAUAUCAAUGCACAUGACAGAUGAAGCAAAGAUAGUUUUCUCACAGAUGCCAGAGCACGAUUCAAGUACCUACAAUCUGAUGAUUAAAGCAUAUGGUAUUGAAGGGAAACUUGAACAGUGUCAGAGGAUGUUUGAGAAGAUGCCUCGGAGAAAUAUUGUGACCUUAAACUCCAUGAUGUCAGUUCUUCUCCAGAAUGGGAAGUUGGAGGAGGGGCUGAAGCUAUUUGAACAGAUAAAGGAUGAAAGGAACACAAUAACAUGGAAUUCUAUGAUUUCUGGUUACAUUCAAAAUAAUCAUUCUUCAGAAGCUCUAAAACUAUUUGUGACCAUGCGCCGAUUGUCUAUUAUAUGCAGCCCAUCAACAUUCCCUACUCUAUUGCAUGCCUGUGGUACUGUUGGAACCAUUGAGCAAGGCAAAAUGGUUCAUGCUCACCUCUGCAAGACUCCAUUCGAAUCCAAUGGCUAUGUUGGGACAGCUCUUGUAGAUAUGUACUCAAAAUGUGGGUGUGUCAGUGAUGCACUUGACGCAUUUUGUUGCAUCACAUCACCUAAUGUUGCUUCUUGGACAUCAGUCAUCAAUGGGCUUGCACACAAUGGUCAAUGCCUGAAAGCUAUAGUGGAAUUUGGGAGAAUGCUGAGGCAUCGUAUAAAUCCAAAUGAGAUCACUUUUUUGGGUCUCCUUAUGGCUAGUUCUCGUGCUGGCUUGGUUAACAAGGGGAUGAGGUUCUUCCAUUCUAUGGAACGCUAUGGACUACUUCCAACUGUGGAACAUUAUACAUGUGCUGUCGAUCUUCUCGGUCGGAAUGGACGCAUCAUAGAAGCUGAGAAGUUCAUCUCUGCAAUGCCUGUACCAGCAGAUGGUGUGGCAUGGGGAGCCCUACUCACUGCCUGCUGGUAUUCAAUGGAUUUAGAGAUGGGUGAGAAAGUUGCUGAGAAGUUGUUUUUCAUGGGCACAAAGCAUAAAUCUGCUUAUGUUGCCAUGUCUAACAUCUACGCCAAAUUGGGCAAGUGGGAAGAUGUUGUGAAGGUAAGAACAAGAUUGAGGAGUCUCGAUGCCAAAAAGGAACCAGGGUGCAGUUGGAUUGGGGUAAAGGAUACAGUUCAUGUGUUCCUUGUGGAAGACAGGAAUCAUCCAGAGAGAGAUGAAAUAUAUUUGAUGCUAGAAGAUUUAGUUUCUAAUAUAUUAUUGCAUUCUGAACCUGACGAGGAUUUAUAUCUGUUAUCUGGAGUCCCCUUUGCUUGA